AUGGAGGAUUCGUGGUGGAGCCUGCCAGACAAGGUACGAAUGGAGAAUAUCUCGGUAUUGGGCGAAGACGUAGAAGUUGUGGACGAGAUGUACGUCAACGGUGGCCGAGUGCUUCCUCACAAGCAAAUUAAAGACUGUGUCACGGAGCCACAGAUUAUUAUGUGA
Echinococcus granulosus is the source of this 165-nucleotide messenger RNA. Its product is annotated as Mannose-1-phosphate guanyltransferase beta. Lineage: Eukaryota; Metazoa; Platyhelminthes; Cestoda; Cyclophyllidea; Taeniidae. Bases 1 to 165 code for a protein of 54 amino acids. The transcript has 2 exons. The record is from RefSeq and is a predicted model, not a curated record.